CCGGUCGGUGUAUUUUUAAUGUCAAAGAGGCUCCCAGUUUUUCUAUGUCCAACAGCAGGCCAGGGUUAAGUACGGCUCUUUCCUCCCAUUUCGUCUCGUGUCCGGUUGUUGCUGCGUAAUAUAUCCUCUCCUUUUGUUUCUCAUCAAAAGACUCUGUUUCUGUUCAAUGGAGUGUGGGUUCGCUGUGGUUGGCGAGAAUAUUCUCUCUACUCUCCUUGGGAUAUUAUCGGAGGAACUGGCAGCCCCUAUGUUUCUGGAGUUUGCUCGCAAAGAAAAUGUCCAUACCCAUCUCAAGAAAUGGGAGACCAUUCUUUUCAAGAUUCAGGCAGUCCUGGAAGAUGCAGAGGAAAAGCAAUUCACUGAUCGGUUCAUCAAGAUAUGGCUUCACGAUCUCAAAGACUUGGCCUACGAUAUUGAAGAUGUGCUGGAUGACUUUUCCACUUUAGCUCUGCGUCAAAAGUCCAAGGAACGGAGUCAAACAAUCACCACCAAGAUACGGAAAUAUAUUUCUUCCUUUUUUGAUCAAUUUGCUUUUAAUUAUAAAAUAGCAUCUAAAAUAAAGGAAAUAACUGAAAGAUUGCAAGAUGUUGUUAAACAAAAAGAUGAUCUUGGUUUGAUGGAAGGUAUUGGGGGUAGCCGUUAUAGAAUGCUGCGAAGAAUGCCCUCUACUUCUUUGGUGAAUGAAUCAUUUGUUUUCGGGAGGGACAAAGACAAAGACCUUAUUGUUAAUCAACUUUUUAGGGAGGAAGAAUCAUGUGAUGGUGGGAUUUCUGUGAUUCCUAUAGUUGGAAUGGGAGGGUUGGGCAAAACUACUCUUGCCCAGCUCGUUUAUAAUGAUGCCAGAGUUGAGACCUUCUUUAAAUUGAGAGCUUGGGUUUGUGUUUCUGAGGAAUUUGAUAUUGUUAGGGUGAUGAAGACUUUGUUAGAAUCCUUGACUUCAAGGGCUUCUGAUGUGAAUGACUUGAACGAGCUGCAACGUAGAGUUAAGGACCAACUAUCUAAGAAGAGAUUUCUGAUAGUUCUAGAUGAUGUUUGGAACGAGAACUAUAAUGAUUGGAUGGUUCUUCGUAGUCCUUUUGAAGUAGGUUCUUGGGAAAGUAAAAUCAUUGUUACAACCCGUAAUCAAGGAGUUGCGUCAAUAAUGGGAACUGUUUCUGUUUACCAUUUGAAAGAAAUGUUGCAUGAUCAUUGUUUGUCUUUGUUCACACAACAUGCUUUGGGGAGUACAAAUUUUGAUAAUUAUCCUAAUCUGAAGGUAAUUGGUGAGGCAAUUGUGAAAAGGUGUAAGGGCUUGCCAUUGGCUGUGAAAACCCUUGCAGGCCUAUUGCGCUGCAAGUUAGAUUAUCAGGAAUGGGAAGAUAUACUGAAUAGCAAGAUAUGGGAUUUGCCAGAAGACAAUAGUGACAUUCUGCCAGCCUUGAGGUUGAGCUACCAUUAUCUUCCUUUUCAUUUGAAACAAUGUUUUGCUUAUUGUUCAAUAUUCCCCAAGGACUAUGAAUUCGACAAGGAUGAAGUAGUUCAGUUAUGGAUUGCUGAAGGUUUUAUCCAUCAACCAAAGGGAAUGAAGCAGGUGGAAGACUUAGGUUCUGAGUAUUUUCGUGAUUUAUUUUCGAGGUCCUUUUUUCAACAAUCAAGUGUUAGAAAAUCAUGUUAUAUAAUGCAUGACCUUAUUAAUGAUUUAGCUCAAUUUGUUGCUGGGGAAGUUUGCUUUAGGUUGGAGGACAAGAUUAAAAGCAAUGGGCAAUGCUAUGUUUCCAAGAGGGCUCGCCACUCCUCAUUCAUUCGUCAGAAGUAUGAUGUCCUGAGGAAAUUUGAAUCCUUCUACAAAACAAAAAGCUUAAGAACAUUCCUAGCAUUACCUGUCUCCGGGCCUGAUCUGGAAGUAGAAUGCUAUUUAACUAAUUCAUUAUUCCAAGACCUGCUGCCAAAACUCAGAUGCUUAAGAGUAUUAUCUUUGAGUGGUUAUUGCAUAAGUGAGUUGCCAGAUUCUAUCGGUGAUCUCAGUCAUUUAAGAUACCUGAAUCUUUCUCGCACUAGAAUUAGAUGCUUACCUGAGUCACUGGGUGCUCUCUGCAAUUUGCAGACAUUAAAAUUGAGUGGGUGUAAGAAACUUGCUAAAUUGCCUCGAGGAAUGGGGAAUCUAAUCAGCCUCCAUUAUCUUGAUAUUGCUGAUACUGAAAAUAUGAGGGAAAUGCCUCUUCAUAUAGGAAAUUUGAUCAAUCUCAAGAAUCUGUCAAAGUUUGUUGUGGGAAAAAGCAAUGGGCAUGGGAUAAGAGAGUUGAAAGGCUUGUCUAAUCUUCGAGGGCAGCUUUCUUUAUUUGAGUUGCAAAAUGUGGCAGAGAUUCAAGAUGUAAGGGUUGCCAAUCUAAAGGGGAAAUGUGGACUUGAUGAGUUAGUCCUGAAAUGGAGAAAUGAUCCUAAGGAUAUUCAGAGCGAAGUAGAUGAAUUUGAUGUUCUCGAUAUGCUAGAACCCCAUCAAAACCUAAAGAAGCUCAGCAUAUUGUUUUAUGAAGGAACAAAGUUUCCAUCUUGGAUUGGGAGUCCUUCAUUUGUUAAUAUGAUGUACAUAAAUAUCUAUGAUUGUUCAAAAGUGAAAUCAUUACCAUCACUUGGGAGAUUACCUUUCCUCAAGGAUUUGCACAUUGAGGGAAUGAGCGGAGUAAGUCUGGUGGGUUCUGAAUUUUAUGGGGUUACUUCUUGCUCUGAUAGGCUCUUUCCAUCCUUAGAGACCCUAACAUUUGGAGAAAUGUUGAAGUGGGAGAAUUGGUCUCAACCUCAGGGGUUUGAAGCUGCAGAAAAGAAAUUCCCUCAACUUUAUGAGCUUGUGUUGCGGAAUUGUCCAGAGUUAGUCGGGGCUGUGCCGAACCUGAUUACUUCCCUUGAAAAGCUUUCCAUUUGUGAGUGUCCACAGCUUGCAGACUCAUUUCUGAGCCUCCCAUCUCUCCGUGAAUUGAAUUUAGAGCAAUGUGAUGAGCGAUUUCUUACAAGUUUCAUGGACCUCACUGCUCUCACUAGGUUGAAAAUUGAGAACAUUUCAAAUCUUUCAAGCUUACCCAAAGGCUUCUCAUGUUUCGUAUCACUUGAAGUUCUUGAAGUUGAAGAUUGUGGUGGACUGACAUCCCUAUGGGAAAAGGGUGCCAGAUUAGGAAACCUUUCUUGUUUGAAGCGUUUGGCAGUCAUGAAGUGUCCUAAACUGUUGUGGCUGAUCGAUGAAGAGGAAAAGCUGCCCUCCAGCCUAGAGUAUCUGGAAAUAGAAGAUUGCACUAACCUGGAGAAGCUUCCAAAUGGGCUACAAAAUCUUAGAUCAUUGAAAGAUUUUAGUGUUAAAUGGUGCCCCAAACUAUUGUCUUUUCCAAAGAGAAGUUUUCCGUCUCUGCUAAAAAAUCUAGUAAUCUUGGGAUGCGAGUCUUUAGAGUCUUUACCUGAGGGACUGGUGCAAAAUGGUAACAGCAGCAUUACUCGAUAUCAUCUUGAAAACUUGGAGAUUCUUGGAUGUCCAUCUCUCAGAUUGUUUCCAACUGGUGAGUUACCAGCUUCUCUUAAGCACCUUGAGAUUUGGGAUUGCAUUAAAUUGAAGUGUAUUCCUGAGAGAUUGCUGCAGAACAAUAGGUCACUUGAAUUCAUUCGUAUUGGAAACUGCAAAAUUCUGAAAGCCUUACCUCAGUGCCUGUGCAGAUUUGAACGACUCACUGAGUUGCAUGUAAAUCAAUGCUCUUCCUUGGAGUAUUUCCCACAAAGUGGGUUGCCUAUCCAUAACCUCAGAACGGUCUUAAUCUCCAACUGCGUGAAUCUCAAGUCCCUACCCAAUAAGAUGCAUGACCUCACAUCUCUGCAAUAUCUGACGAUAUUUGGUUGUCCAGGUGUAAAAUCCUUUCCGGAAGGUGGUUUUCCCCCAAACCUGCUAUCACUUUCUAUAUGGGGUUGCAAGCAACUCAAGCUACCCUUUGCAAUGUGGCACUUGAACAAGCUCAUAUCUCUUAAAGACUUAAAUGUUGGAGAUUUUGAUCCAGAUAUGAUUUCCUUUCCAGAAGACUCUACCAUUCCCCCAAAUCUUGUCCACCUCCGUAUCCAGAGUCUACCUAAUCUGAAAUCUCUAUCCAACGGGCUCCAGGACCUUGUUUUUCUUGAAGCAUUGGAUGUUUGGGAUUGCCCUAAGCUCCAGUACUUGCCAAAGGAUGGCCUGCCUAUCAUACUUGGUGUGCUUCAAAUCAGAAAUUGCCCUUUUCUAGAAAAAGAAUGCAUAGAUGAGAAAGGUGCAUAUUGGCCAAUUAUUUCUCACCUUCCUCGUGUGAGGAUAAAUUAUGAUGACAUCUCGAACUUAAGCAGAUUGAGUUCCUGAAUGGACUGAAAAAGCCAAAUGCUAAUAUCUCUUACUGUUCAACAAGGUUUGAUCAUCUUUGCUCCUAAAGAAAUGGCCGACUAUUGUACUCAGGGGAUCAUUUACUAAGUGGUAUCUUCUAUGUAGUGAGAUUGAGAAGAAAACCAUCAAUUUUAGCUCGUAACUCAGAACAACUUUCCCAGGAUUCUGAAUUUGCAGCUACCUUCUGUUUGUAUGUAAUGAAGAAAGUUUCAGAGUUCAGACAAUUUGCAUUUUCUCUGUUGAGAAAUCCUCUGUCAGUGCCACUUAGGUAUGGCCAUUGGCAUCAUACUUCUUUUUUGGUAUGAGUAAGCUUGCUUUCUGUUGUCAGCACACACUUAAUCACUUGAAGCAAAAUGUAUUUGAAAAGAGAGAGAAAAUUUCUCUCUAAUAUUACAAUGUGUAUAACAUGCCUUUCUUAUUUAGAACUCUCAUGCUCCUUGAGUCCUUGAUUAGCAUAUUAUAUAUUAUAUAUUAUAUAUUUUGCUGCUUUACAAUUUGGAGCGAAGAAGAUAAGAAGCAAAUUAUACUAGUAAUUGUGCAACCAGUGUUGCAGUUAACUCAGAUGAGCAUGCUCUAUGACAUGAUAUCCCUUAGACGAAAGGGUAAAUAAAAAUAUGGGCUCAAGGAGCAUGCUAGUAAAAUGAUUAUUGCAGGAUUUUUUUUCCCCUAAGGUUCACGUUCUGGCAAUAACUAGCUGAGGUAUUUAUUAAAUAGUUUAAAAGAUGUUUUUCAAGCUUCUGAAUAGGUUGUAC
This is a messenger RNA of Durio zibethinus, 5112 nucleotides long. Lineage: Eukaryota; Viridiplantae; Streptophyta; Magnoliopsida; Malvales; Malvaceae. The record is from RefSeq and is a predicted model, not a curated record.